Messenger RNA from Trichechus manatus latirostris (Florida manatee), 1477 nucleotides. It is a transcript of the gene ALKBH2, whose product is annotated as alkB homolog 2, alpha-ketoglutarate dependent dioxygenase. The record is from RefSeq and is a predicted model, not a curated record. Gene Ontology annotation, molecular function: cytosine C-5 DNA demethylase activity; ferrous iron binding. NCBI's taxonomy places the organism in Eukaryota, Metazoa, Chordata, Mammalia, Sirenia, Trichechidae. Bases 188 to 1132 code for a protein of 314 amino acids. The transcript has 6 exons. Gene Ontology annotation, biological process: DNA alkylation repair; DNA repair.
ACCCGGAAGCAGUGGCUGUGUUCUGGGACCUGGUUUUAAACCUUAAAAUGGAAACUUAAAAACAGUGAGGAGGAGUGUUGCUGUGGGACUACUUUGCAGAACGGAUUUUCUACCAGAGAAACAGCCUGGGUAACCUCUCCCUGUGUCUUUGCCUUGCCCGGGGUGCCCAGUUCUUUGCGGAGACAGGAUGGAUAAAUUUCUGGUGAAGAGGGCUCUCGGGGACCGUUUGGGAAAGAGUGAGGAGAGAAACGUGGGGGAGGAACAAGAUCAGACAGGUGAAGGCCCCGCUGUGUUGGAAGGAGAGGAAGGGAGCUCAAGGAAAAGGCCCAGGAGAGAGACUGCGGAGGAUGGAGUGAGCUCGGCAGGCCCCCGCUGGCGGCACAUUCGCGCUCAGGGCCUAGACUGUGACUACACAGUCCUGUUUGGUAGAGCUGAGGCGGAUGAGAUUUUCCAACAGUUGGAGAAAGAAGUGGAAUAUUUUACAGGGGCACUGACCAGGGUGCAGGUGUUUGGGAAGUGGCAUGAUGUACCAAGGAAGCAGGCGACUUACGGUGAUGCUGGGGUGACCUACUCGUUUUCAGGCCUCACUCUGUCUCCAAAGCCCUGGAUCCCAAUCCUAGAGCGCAUCCGGGAUCGUGUUUCUUGGGCAACUGGAAAGACCUUCAACUUUGUGCUCGUCAACAGGUAUAAAGAUGGCUUUGACCACAUUGGUGAGCACCGAGAUGACGAGCGAGAACUGGAUCCCAGGAGCCCCAUCGCCUCUGUCUCCUUUGGGGCCUGCAGGGACUUCUUCUUCCGGCACAAGGAUUCUCGAGGGAAGAGCCCCGCCCAGCGGGUGGAGGCAGUCAGGCUCCAGCUGGCCCACGGAAGUUUACUGCUGAUGAACCCGCCAACCAACACCAAUUGGUAUCACAGUCUCCCUGUCCGAAAGAAGAUUCUGGCUCCGCGGGUCAAUCUGACAUUUCGUAACAUUCUACUUACUAAAAAAUUUCAAAGAAAGAGUGGUGGCAGAAGAACAGUUACUCAAAGCUACAGCUUUGCAGUGCAGCUCAGUUCAUGGUCACACGAUCGGGCAUUUGUUUCACCAGACUCAGGUAAAACAGUAUAUUCCACGGAUAGCGAGAGUUACUGAGUCCUUACGAUGCACGCUGGGUCUGGCUUCUUGCACAUUCGGCUGACACCAAGGCAUCGACUUGAAGCGUCGGGCAGCUCUCCACCGCCAAGGCAGCACAGUUCUUAGCCUCACCUCAGGUGACCUUCUGGAUGAGUCUAAUUCUCAACCUUAUCUCUGAAGACUCAGUUUGCAUUUGGUAUCUUUUUAUUUCCUUAAAAUAAAAAAAAUUUAGCUAAAACGUAGGUGACCCUAUAACAUGUUGCCAGAGGGUUGAUUCCAACUCAUGGUGACCCUCUAGGACAGGGUAGACUUGCCUCAUAGGGUUUCCAAGGCUGUAAUCUUUACGGAAGCAGACUGCCACAU